AUGGCGAAGACGCUCCGGGGCUCCAUGGGGUCAAUACUCAGGGCGCUGUUCAUCGGCACGCUGAUUCUCUUGCUGCUGCUAUAUACCCGGAAGAUCUUUCCGGUCGAUGCCUCCUCGCAACCGGCGAGGGAGCCUCAGGAUGUCCAACAGGGGAAGCCGCCGUCAGACCUCCCGCCGUAUAGCUACCGGACCCAGAAUAUUGUCGCCUCGGACAAGGUCAUUGUGACUCCCAAGCAGAGGACGGACAGCAUCGACUGGAUGCGAGGGUUCUGUCGAGAAUUUGGAUGUGCCAUCGUCCCCUACAGCAUGGAUCCCGAGCCAGAACCGGGCAUGUGGAUACCGGAGACCACGCAGGGGCACGAGGCGGGUGCAUAUCUGUCGUACAUGGUUGAAUUCUACAACGAUCUCCCGGCAUACUCCAUCUUCAUCCACAGCAACGAGGAGCAGUGGCACAAUGACAUGUUUGGACCCAGGACCGCCGACUACCUGCGCAACCUGCGCUUCGAGGCCGUGGACGCCCAGGGCUUCGUGAACCUGCGUUGUACGACCGCGCCUCUUUGUCCGGACAGCUGGCAUCUUCUGAGCCCCCAGAAGCAGGAUCUCGACUACAUGUACCUGCUGGAUUACCUCCCGAAGAUCUACGCGGAGCUCUUCAACACCACCGAAGAUGCCGCGCCGCAGCGCACGGGGAAUCUCUGCUGCGCGCAGUUUGUGGUCAGCCGGGACAGAAUCCGUCGGCGGCCACGGAGUGACUAUGAGCGAAUGCUGCGGUGGGUGGCCACGACAGACGUCUCGGACAAUUACGGGAUAGGGUUUUUCAUGGAAAAAAUGUGGCAUAUUGUCUUUGGCUUGGAACCGGUGUACUGCCCGCGCUACGAGCAAUGCCGUUGUGACGUCUACGGCUGGUGUGGGCCAUUGCCCUCCGGCGAGGUCUUGACGCCAGUUACGGUCGACCGAUCAAGAACCGGAGGUUGA
Monascus purpureus is the source of this 975-nucleotide messenger RNA. Lineage: Eukaryota; Fungi; Ascomycota; Eurotiomycetes; Eurotiales; Aspergillaceae. The record is from the annotation of a GenBank genome assembly.